Asterias rubens (European starfish) is the source of this 12405-nucleotide messenger RNA. Its product is annotated as sushi, von Willebrand factor type A, EGF and pentraxin domain-containing protein 1-like. The record is from RefSeq and is a predicted model, not a curated record. Lineage: Eukaryota; Metazoa; Echinodermata; Asteroidea; Forcipulatida; Asteriidae. The transcript is spliced from 54 exons. Bases 109 to 10800 code for a protein of 3563 amino acids. Gene Ontology annotation, molecular function: calcium ion binding; Notch binding. Gene Ontology annotation, biological process: Notch signaling pathway.
AAUAAACUUCUUUGCGGUUGGCCAGCAAGGUUGUUGCGAGAUACCCCGGGAGCAGAGUGUGCAGUGUGGUACCCCCCUCAGAUUCGGUUUGUAAACCAAGCUGCCAGGAUGCAUUUCAAGAUCUUGCUGGUAGUUCUCGCCAUAUUCCUCCUUUCAACGCCAGCAGAGUGUUGGAGGAGAAGAAGACGACGACGAAGGAGAUCCCCACCGCCGCCACCCCCUCCUGAUACAACACGACCAACUUUUAUAUCCUGUCCCGGGCCAUAUACAAGGACAACGAGUGAAGCCGAUGGCCGAAUUGUUGUUUCCUACCCGACUCCCACGGCGACGGAUAACCGCGGGACUCCAUCAGUCAGUCGUACCAGUGGACCAGCGUCAGGAUCUCGGUUUGGUGCAGGGCUAACAACAAUUACCUACCAAGCUACAGAUGGGGCUGGGAAUACAAGAAUCUGUACAAUUCAUAUCACUGUCACGGUCCUCCGAUGCUCUAGUGUUCCUUCUAGCAGUCAUCGUACGCACUCCUGCUCAAAGACCAACAUCGCUGGCUCAGUAUGUACUUUCACCUGUCCUACUACUGGAUAUCACGUGGUCGGACACUCAACUUCAACAUGCCGUAGUAGUAGCACGUGGUCUCAUUCAUUUCCAACAUGCCAACUGACAACAUGCAGCCCAAGUCUAACAAGUAUCAGUCAUGGAACAGUUACCUGUUCUAACUCCAACUACUAUGGCAGUAGGUGUACCUUUAGAUGCAGCAGUGGCUAUGGGUUUUCUAGCGGUGGUAGUUCAUCAACACGUUACCGAACCUGCGGCAGCAGCUGGUCUGGAUCCACACCUUCUUGUAUUGAUACUCAACCUCCCAGUUUCAGCUAUUGUCCCAACCCCAUCUCUGUGGUUGCAGAGGAUGCGGUGACGAGCGCUAUUGUCACUUACACGACACCUACGGCAACUGAUAAUGUGCGAAUUGGUCUAUCGGUACAGAAACAACAAGGUGCUGGUUCAGGAAGUCGAUUCAGUCAAGGGUCACAUACAAUCCGUUACAGAGCAACGGAUGCACAAGGCAACACGAGGGAUUGUACUUUCACUAUCACUGUUAGAGUAAUAACAUGUCCAGCACAUCAAAGCAGCCCCCAUUUGGUGAUCAGCUGUCCUAAUGGAUACAUUAAGGGGGCGUCGUGUAGUUUCCAAUGCGGAACAGGAUACCAGUUAUCCAGGGCGGGUUCUUCUUUGUGCCGUUCCAGCGGAUCGUGGAGCCUGCCACGCCCUACCUGCCAAAUUCGGAGUUGUCCAGCCCUGACCGCUCCAGCCCAUGGUAGCUUCAGAGAUGGCAAUUCCUGUCCACGCACCUACGAUUCCCGUUGCAACUUUGAAUGUGAUACUGGCUACACCUUAACAGGCAGUUCAGUCCGACGAUGUACCAUUCAGCAGAACAAUGCUGUGUGGGGCGGGACAACAACUGGAUGUCAAAUUAACACAUGUGCAACACUUGCACCUGGAGAAGGGCUAAAUCCGACCAACACCGGUACCUGUUCAGCUGGUCAUCAUGUGAACUACGGCUCAACAUGUGGUUAUACUUGUGCUACCGGGUACCGAUUGACCGGUUCCCGCAUUAUAUCAUGUGGACCUAAUGGACAAUGGUUGCAGCCACUACCGGUGUGCGAGGAAAUUACAUGUGCUACUAAUGCCCUGCCGACUCCAGCCAAUGGUCAACGGAGCAACUGCAACGGAGACAGUGUAUCCUACGGCACUAGGUGUACACUAUCAUGUAACCGUGGUUACACACCAAGGACUCCCGUAACUAGGGUGUGUCAGAGCGGCAGUAAUCAUCUCGGGGUGUGGUCGGCCGGGACCAUCUCUUGCACAAUAAUAACUUGUCCAAGGCCCAUUGUGCCCAAUCAUGGUUCAAUUAGCUGCACACGUAGUGGACAAACCAGGCCAGCUAUCUCCAGUCUGCCAUUUGAUACAUCAUGCUCGUACUCCUGCAACAAUGGCUACACCCGAUCAGGGCCAGCUAGUCGCACCUGUUUAGUGAGUGGCUCAUGGGAUGGCAGCAAUCCCUUAUGCACAGAUGUAACAGCACCUGUUCUGGAAUGUCCAAGUGAUAAAGUUUUCUUUGCUGCUGAGGGUCAGACUCGUGUCUCUAUUAAUUGGAAUUGGGAACCAGUUGUGGCCACUGAUGUUGGUCACGUUGAUAUAACUGCCGUCGUGGUGACCAUAAACUCUGUCGCUGUCGGCGUUACCAAGCCAACCGCGUUUGAUGAAGGAGUCUACUCUAUUGUCUAUAGGGCAACAGACAACGCUGGCAACCAAGAGUCAUGCUCUUUGCAAGUUGAGGCCAAAGUGACAAGAUGCCCUGGACUUCCAACACCUGCCAAUGGGAUCUUGAGUCUGGUAGCCGGGCAGGGUUCAUGCGCAGACGGCCCCGUCUAUGGCUCACUAUGCUCAUUCACCUGCGAGACUGGUCAUACUCUGUCAUCAGAGGGCGCUACCCACUUGAGACGAUGCAUGAGAAACACUGAUCAAAGUGUGGAUGGAUUUUGGAGUGGGUCACAGCCGUAUUGUGAAGUCAAUACAUGUUCGUAUCCCUCCAUCACUAAUGGCAACAUCUUCGGUUGCCAUGGUGACACUGCCACUUAUGAAGACUCAUGCCUGUUUCGUUGCGACGUUGGUCGAAGGACAACGAGUGGUCAACAAUAUCGGACGCGACAAUGUCGGGCAGAUGGUUCAUGGAGUGGAGCUGAAUUCCAGUGUACAGUUGUGGUGACGUGUCCUGGUCCCUUCUCACUGCCCGAUGGAUCAGUGGAUCCAGCAAUUUGUAGCCUGGCCCAGGCAUUGCCAUACAACACAGAGUGUGACUUCUCAUGUGGCAACGGCUUCGUUCAACAGGGACCUUCAAGUAAGACCUGUACAGACAAUGCAUCUUGGGACAAUACUGGAGCUGUUACCUGUACUGAUGAGCAGAGACCACAAUUUGACGGCACCUGUCCGCAAGAUCUGACAGUCAGCAGUGAGUUCAACAGGACUUCUCGUUUAGUGAACUUCGAUGUUCCUUCCGCCAAUGACAACUCUGGACUCGUCACCGUGAGCAAGCAAGGCAACGGGAGGGGACCAGGAAGCCGAUUUCCAGAGGGGCGGACUAUUGUGACAUACAUCGCCGUUGAUCCAACGGGUAACUCUGAUCAGUGUGAUGUCAUCAUCACAGUCAAUGUUCACCGUUGUGAGAGACUCCUAGCCCCUUCGUCAGGCUCCGUUUCAUGUAAUAACCCUAGCCCCAUUGCUGGCACACAAUGCUCCCUGCGUUGUAAUACUGGCUAUACGAUGAGUGGCUCGCACACCAGAACCUGCCAAGUAUCGACCGACGAUACGCCAUACUGGGAGGGACAGACUACUGUAUGCACAAUUGUGAGAUGCCCAUCCGAGACCUCUCCACCAAACUCCAUCAAGUCUGGUUGUAGUAGUGAAGCAGAUGCAACGGAGACUUAUGGGACUCAGUGCUCUUUCUAUUGCCUGAAUGGCUAUGAAGCAGAGACAACCGAUAAUGGAAGAUCAAGAUGCCUGGCCGAUGGAUCCUGGUCAGGCACGGAUCUCGUCUGCAAUGAAAUUGAAUGCCAGACCCUUUACCCUGGAUCUGGCGUUGAGGUAUUCCCGUCAGUGUGCGCCUCUCAGCCCGUUUUUGGUAACAGCUGCAUGUUCACCUGUACCCAGUCUGGGUUCAGGGUGGAGCCACUGGGUAGUAUGAUUGUGGUCUGUCAGGGGAACGGAGGAUGGUCUCAAGAUGUUACUCAGGUCCACUGUAUCGAUAUUGAAUCUCCUCGCUUCGCUGAUUGCCCAUCCUUCCUGACCGUCUAUACCGAUCGAGGAACAACCGCUGCUCAAUUCAACCCACCGGUCUCUGCUACAGAUAACAAUGGCCAACCGACAGUGUCAUGUGACCCUGGGUCUGAUCAGUAUGAUAUCGGCAACUAUCGGUUUAAUUGUGUCGCCGAGGAUGCUGCUGGUAACUCGGAUACGUGUUCCUUCGAUGUUGAAGUACUUGAGCGAAGGUGUCAUACAUUGUCACCUCCACCUUUUGGGGAGUUUGUCGGUGAAUGCCGAAGCGUGUAUGGCAGCAAAUGCCACCUGAAAUGCAUCGAUUACUACAGACUUGUUGGCUCUAACGAGGCAACGUGUGAAUUUAACGGCACAGGAACGUUCUGGGAAAUUGAGGAAGGGCCUCACUGUGAAUUGAUUACCUGCGACACCAUCUCACUGCCGGACAUUGUCCAUGUCACGCCAUCAAUCUGCAGUACUGGUACCCCGCCAACAGGUUCCACGUGCAGCUUGUACUGUUUAAAUGCUCUCACCCUCAUUGGGGGCGUGUCGUCGGUGUCAUGUGGGGGACAAGGACUGUGGGAUGUGGACUUGGAUGAGGUGAAUGUCAACUGCAAAGAUCAAAUUCCUCCUAUGCUGACCUCUUGCCCAUCUUCAAUCAUCACUCUAAAGUCUGAGGAACCAUCAGGUACCUCAGUGACCUUUGACAUUCCUACAGUACGAGACAACCUGCCGCCUAAUACCCUGACUCUAGUGACUUCACCCUCUGAUAUAACCUCGCCAUACCUAUUCACCCAGACUCUUACGGAGGUGUCGUAUAACUUCACGGAUCAUGGCGGCAAUUCUGUCGUUUGCAAAUUCACAGUUUCUGUGUAUGAUGAUCUUGUGCCAGAGGUUGUGUUCUGCCCGGAAGAUUACGAGGUCGUUGGCGAUAGCAAAAUAACGAGUGUGACAUGGGAGGAGCCAGUUUUCCGUGACCCCACAGGUCAUGACCUUGAGGUCAACAACAACCUCGCUGAGGGAAACACUGCCCUCUUGCCGUGGGGUAGACACACGGUGGUCUACACUGCAAGCAACAACGAUAACGGACAGAAGGCAGUCUGCCAGUUUACCAUCAUUGUUGAACGUGUUGGUUGUAUUUCCCUUGAUCAACCCAAGAACGGUGCCCUGUCUUGCAUCCCAUCGGGUGAUGUCUGCAGCAUCUUCUGUAACGAGGGUUAUGAGAUCUCGCGUCCACGAGGAAGAGGAAGACGCCCUCGUGCGUCAACGCAUCCAGACCAGUAUGUAUGCUCCUUGUCUGGAAACUGGAUGCCUCACAGCAUUGUGCCUGACUGCUCAAUGCGUCGUGGCCAAACCCAACUACCCAUGGACUUAAUGUACUUCUCUGGAGAUUGCAGAGAUCAAUCGACCCAAGAUGCAAUCGCCGAAGCCUUCAUCCAAAUGAUUCAAUCCUCACCCUACAUGGACAGCUGCUCUCUGACAAAUAAAUGCAACAUCGAGAACAUUCAAGUCAUCUGUGGCACAGUGGGAGGCUCAUCUAUAGGGGGCCGCCCUCGAAUCUACCGUAGGGGCGUCGACCACCUCCUUGAGGAGGAUGAGCAGAGUCCGCUUCUUAAAAAAUUAGAAGAUGGCACCAGGAGGCGAAGACGUGAUGCGGAGGUGACUUACGCAGCGUUCAUCAGCUUCAAUCUGAAAUUUGAAGUCAAUUAUGAGGUGGGGAUUGAGAGCCUUGAUGCAGUCGUUACCACGGAGACCAAGAUGAAAGAAGAAGCGGAGGUGUUGAUGUCAGCGUUUGGUAACGGGACGAUGGAAGCAAUGAGCGUGAGCAAUGUUACCUUGGAAGUGGCUGAUGAAAUGAUGUCGUAUGGAGAGUCUAAAUUGACAUGUGAACUGGGCUACGUUGUCAGCAAUGAAACAUAUCACUGCACUGCCUGCAGUUCAGGGACUUGGUACAAUUCAGUCACAGAUGAUUGUGAGUUUUGCUCCAAGGGUAGCUAUCAAGACCAGCAGGCAAAGGAAGAGUGUGUGCUAUGCCCCUCUGGAACUUCAACAGCUGCGGAGGGAGCCAAAACCAGCUCAAUGUGUGAAGCGGUCUGCCCAGCAGGUCAAUAUUCAGAGACUGGUCUCGUCCCAUGCUCCAAGUGUCUUCUAGGAGAGUAUCAACCAGAGACUGGCAAGACGUCUUGCCUAACAUGCCUUGAAGAGAAGACUACUCAAAACUUUGGGUCUCAGUCCCUCAAUCAAUGUCUAGAGAUCUGCCCUCCUGGUAGUUAUUCUGAAACGGGUCUUGCACCCUGCCUUCCGUGUGAACCUCGCUAUUAUCAGCCAAGCAGUGGGAAGCAUCACUGUAUACUGUGUCCAGGGAGGAGCACCACCCUAAUCACCGGAUCCAGUACAGAGGAAGACUGCAUCGAUGCUGAUGAGUGUUCAAGCUCACCGUGUGGCAGUGAGGCUACCUGCAUUGAUCUGAUUAAUGGCUACCGAUGUGACUGUCCACCAGGCUAUGAGGGAAUGAACUGCCAAGAUGAUGUGGAUGACUGUGAAGGUAACAUGUGUGGGAAUAACGCAACCUGUGUGGAUGGACUAGCAACGUAUCAGUGUCUGUGUAUUCCUGGAUUUGAAGGUCACUUUUGUGAGUUGAACAUUAACGAAUGUGCCGAGUCCCCAUGUCUGAAUGAUGCUAUUUGCCAAGAUGCUGUCGCUGGCUAUCGUUGCCAAUGUCCUGUGAACUACCAUGGCACCAACUGUGAGCUGGAGAUAAACAGCUGCUCUCCCAAUCCGUGUCAAAAUGACGGAAUUUGCGUCCUCAAUGAAGGAAGAUACCUGUGUUUGUGCCGGCCAGGUUUCUCUGGAGUUAAUUGCAGCAUCAACAUCAAUGAUUGUGCCAGCUCACCAUGUCAACACGGAGCGACAUGUCACGACUUAAUCGCAGAGGUCUCGUGUGAGUGUCCCACAGGUUAUGAAGGAGAGUUUUGCCAGACGGAUAUAGAUCUUUGUGCCGGGUCUCCAUGUCACAGCGGAGCAGAGUGUAUCGAUCUAGGAUCAUCAUUUAUGUGCCGCUGCCCUCUACACAGAUCAGGUCCUCGAUGUGAAGACACACCGUGCCAGAAUAGUGCUGUCUUUGUUCUGGACGAGAACAUGGAGAUGUAUAGCUGCCGAUGUGUUGCCGGGUACACUGGACGUAACUGCGAGAUUGAUUUUGACGAGUGUGCGUCUUCGCCGUGCUCUAACGGCGGAGUCUGUGUGGAGCAUCAACUCAAUUCUUUUAUGUGUGAAUGUCCUCAAGGGUUUGAAGGAGACACUUGUUCGAUUGACAUCAAUGAAUGUUCCUCUAGUCCUUGUGGGAUCCUCAGUAUCUGUGAAGACGACGAAAAUGGCUACACUUGCCACUGCGCUCCGGGCUUAACUGGUACCCACUGCGAAAACCAUAUUGACUACUGCGCGCCGUCCAUGUGCCAGCAUGGUGGAACAUGCAUGAUUGCAGAGCUCGGUUACCAGUGUGUUUGUGCGGCAGGCUUCACUGGUCGUGACUGUGAAAUCAACAUCAACGAUUGUUCACCGGUACCUUGUCAAAAUGGUGGAAUCUGCAUUGAUCGAGACAAUGGAUUCCUUUGUUUCUGCCAUACUGGAUCCAGAGGGAACCAGUGUGAAGUCAACAUCGAUGACUGCACCCCGAGAGCCUGCCAAAACGGUGGAACCUGCAUUGAUGGAAUUGCGCAGUUUUCUUGUAUCUGCCCAGAGGGCUUCACUGGCGCCCACUGUGAGGAACUGAUCAACUUUUGCCUGAGUAACCCAUGCCAGAACUCUGGUGUCUGUCAGAAUGGCCCUCUAGGCUACCAGUGCUCUUGCACACGAGGGUACACCGGUCUGAACUGUGAGGAAGAUUUUGACUCCUGUGUCUCAUUCCCAUGUAUGCACGAUUCUACCUGUGUAGAUGACGUCAUCGGCUUCAUAUGUAACUGUGCACCAGGUUAUGCUGGCUUCAACUGCGAGGACAAUAUUAAUGAAUGCUCAAGCAGUCCAUGUGUGAAUGGUGGAGUUUGUGUUGACCAAAUUGGCUUCUACGUUUGUCUGUGUGUUGAGGGUUACACUGGGUCUAACUGUGAACAGAAUGUCAACGAUUGCGCCACUGAUGAAUGUUUGAACGGAGCAGUCUGCCACGAUUUGGUCAACGCCUUUGAGUGUUCCUGUCAGUCAGGAUGGACGGGUGAGCUUUGUGAGGAGAACAUUGAUGAUUGUGAGUUAAGUCCAUGCAUGAAUGGCGGCACAUGCUCAGACUUCCUGAAUGGCUACGAGUGUGGAUGUCAACAUGGUUACACCGGGAUAAACUGCCAGACAGAAAUUAACGAGUGUCUUCAGCUCAACGUGGAGUGCCAACAUGGCGCCUCUUGUUUUGACAAGGUUGCGGAUUUUGAAUGUUUCUGUCAGGAAGGCUAUAGAGGGCGCUACUGUGAAGUGGAUGUUGACGAAUGUGAAUCAAAUCCUUGUCAGAAUGGGGGUGUGUGCGAAGACAGAGAGGCUAGAUACACCUGUCGUUGCCCAACAGGCUUUGGUGGUUUACGGUGUGAGACUGAAUUGAAUCUUUGUGAGGAUGAGCCGUGUAGUAAUGAUGCUACCUGCUCUCCUUAUCGCGGUGGUUUCACUUGUUCUUGUGCCAUUGGAUACAGUGGUGACCUUUGUGACAUUGAAAUCAACGAGUGUAUAAGUCAACCGUGCUACCACCAAGGAACCUGUGAAGAUGAGCCUGGUGGGUACCAGUGCGUAUGUCUGCCAGGCUAUAUGGGAGUUCAUUGUGAAACAGAAUUGCCGUACGACUUUGAUCUGGUGUUCAGCAAUCCAACUGAGUCUGACCUCAUUCAGGUCACCAAUGUGACCUCUCAUGACCUUGAUGCCAUCACUGUGUCCCUGUGGAUGAGGUCAACGUCCUGCUUCUCAGAGUUCAUCUUAUUGAAAUUGUCGUCUGCUUGGAAUACUUUUGUUGAGAUUCGAGAUCCUACGGAUCUCAGUCUUAAACUACUGAGCCAUGAUGUCUCCGUUGAUAACCAAGAUUUAUGCAACGGACGCUGGCACAAUCUAGUAUUAACGCUCAACGCUGCAAACCAGGACUGGAAGAUCUACAUUGAUAAAUCGCUGUCAGCAGAGGGCGGUAUUGCAAGCCCUCUAACUAGCUUCCCAAGCGGGUUGACCCUCUCGAUGGGACCAUCAGAAACAUGGACUGGUGCCAAUAGCGUUGAGAUAGAGCUUGGUAAUGUAAACAUAUGGAGGAAUGCGCUGGAUGAAGUCGAGGUUCAAGACCUGGCAUUGUACUGUGUGCCUUUUUCACCCGGUGACGUGUUUGCUUGGGGUCAAGUUGAGACAUUACCAGGGGCGACCAUUACUCAGUUAUUGUCAGUGCCAUCAGUUUGUGAUGAUUAUGAUGAAUGUUCAAGCAGUCCCUGUGAGUCAGGCAGCACCUGUGAAGAUAAGAUCGGCUCCUACGACUGUCACUGUGCAGUGGGAUGGGAAGGAGACCGUUGCCAGAUCAUGACAGACUUUUGUCUUAUUCAAGAAUGUUUGAAUGGAGGGACUUGUAUGGCUAGUCUACUUUCAUUUAGCUGUGUAUGCCAGGAUGGGUAUACUGGAACUAUCUGUGAAACUGAAAUUAUUAAUGGCCAGUGGAGUCCAUGGCUACCUUGGACUGAGUGUUCACAAUCUUGCGGUUCAGGAAGACGGUUCAGAUCACGACCAUGUGAUAAUCCCAGCCCAGAGAAUGGUGGGGAACGCUGCCAAGGGACUAACGUACAAGCCGAAACAUGCAACGAGGAAAUGUGCCCAACUUGUCCAACAUUGCGUCGUCCUUACCGUGGAUACGUCGACUGUAAUACCACGGACACUGGCGAGCAAUCCUGCAGUAUCAGAUGCCGUGAUGGCUAUGAGUUCAACACAACACCACAAGAUGUAUACCGGUGUGGCCCAAGUACCAACCACAGAUGGGAUUUUAACCCCUACAACGCCAGAAGUCGUCUACCGAGCUGUAAUGUUGUGGUUCCACGAGUCGGUGCAGCAGCCAACGUGACGGUAGACUACCCCUCUUUGCAGUGUAGCUCAUCCAGUGACCUACAAAGCAUCAUCCAAACUGCUUCAGGUUUACUGAAUUCCACUCAAGGGAGCUCUGGAUGUCUGGCUCUCAGCACGUGCGCUGCUAAUAUAUCGGUGAGCAAUUGUGAAAGCUCCAACCCUCAUGCAGUGAAGAGGCGCAGCGUGUCUCCAGUGAAGCUUACUAUUGAAGUAGUAAUGGAUAACUCAACCCAUGCUCCAGUCAAUAACUCGGCCGAAUUUGAAUCCGAGUUCCACACCACCCUGCAAGACCUAGCCAAUCUACUAAAGACGCGUCACUUUGGGAUAUCCCAAGAUGGAAUAAUCAUGCAACCGGACAAGGACACUGUGCACUUGGAUUCUUGGGACAUGUGCCCAACUGGUUAUGUCGAGAGUGAGGAGGACGGGUAUUGUGUCCAAUGUGGUUUGGGAAGUAUUUGUGAACUCAGUCAUGAGUCUCGAGACUACGAGUGUCAUCUAUGUCCAAGCAACACCUACAGAGAAGACUGGGGUACCAGCGUCUGCACCAAGUGCCCUGAUGGGAUGGUUACCUACACAGAAGGAGCUGUGAAUUCCAGUGAAUGCUACGCGUUUGAGACGCCAAAAGAAGACCAGAAAACUUCCUCAGAAUCCAUGAUGCUGAUGGCCAUUUGUGGUUUGGGAAUUGUGAUUGGUGUCUUUGUCUUUUUAUUGGCAGUAACAUACAGACGGAAGCAAUCUAAGAAGAGUGUGGAGACCAACCCUUCCACUCUCCUGGAUGUUAUUGAUAUUCUACAACUGAUGGAACCAGAUGGGAAGAGUGUCUCAGAUACGCCAUGUGCAAGUCCAGUCGGUGAUGCUUUUCCAGAAACCUCACCCACUCCCUCUGAUGAUCCAGCUAUUUCGGACAUCUUGCACCUCCCAAACACCAAACUGUAAAAAGAUGUCUCUGCCCUAAACUGCCACAGUGUUUGCCUACACAGAAAUAACUUGAAAUAUAACUUGUAAUACGAGGGGAUGCCGAGUAAAAUGAAAAAGCCAGAUUUAACAGAGGGAUUACAUUCUGCCAAAAUGCUAAUGAAUUGCAAUCAACAUUUGUUUUAUAUAUUCCCAAAACCUUGUCAUUAGAGAAUUUGUCCACCCCAAAAAAAACAAAAUAGACAUGGAAUCUGAUCCAUCCCACACUAACAAUGUAGUUGACUCAAUGUAGACACCAACCUUGUCUCAUUGACCGACCUUUUUUUAAACGACGCUGUGAAUUAUCCAAUAAUUUUCCAUAUUGGACUCCAAUAUUAAAUUUGUUAGUGUCACAGCAGUAUACUCAGCAAAACAAAGCAUGACUUGUGACACAUGUUUUCACCAAUCAAAUGACAAGAAUCUGAGUGUGGUGUAAAACUAGGACUAUAGGGUGUACUAGAAAAUGUUAAAAAUAGUGGGAGUGACAUUAAAAGCUUUGCAGUAUGCGGAUAAUAGGAGGCCACUCACUUAUAAUGUGAGAUCCACAAACUUUUGUUGCCAAUGUUCACAAACCAGAGAGUACAUUUUGAUGAAUUGUGGAAGAUAAACCAAACUGUCUGACUUUAAUGAUUCCUGCCGAUUUGUAGCUUAAUGAAUCAUGCACGUUUUGCUUAAACUUUGCAAGAGAAUUUUAUAUUUGUAAAUGUUUUUAAUUGCUUUUGUAUCUCUGUAAAUAAAACACACAUCGACAGGUGAAGUUCACUUGUUCUAUACUUAAGAUCUAUCCCAAGGAUCAAUAGGCCUACUUAAGAUGAAUCAAAAUAUGAAAAGAAACAAAAUCAAGUGAAAGUUUCAGAUAAUAUCUUUGUUUUGUAGGAGCAUACUGAACGAAAUGUCGAGUGGUUUUUAUACCGGCGCUAUUCAGAACAACCACAAAUCAUAGAGAGAUUCAAAUGGUGUCUCGGCAAACCUUACUAGAUUGUUUUGCAAACUUAUAGCAAAAGUUUGUUACAAGUUUAUAGUUUAUGAAUACUUUAAAGAUGUCUACAGAUGCCAUCUUGAGAAAAAAAGAUGUCCGCAAGGAAUAUGGAAACAAGGUUUCAUGGGAAGAUGUUCAAAGGAAAACCAAAAUGAGUCCUGACAAGGAUUCAUAUUUUGAGUAUGUCUUUGUAAAAAAUGUGUUUACUUGGGACUAACUACUCAGUCAUUUUACUCAGUAAACUGUGGUAUCAUUAAAUAUUUUUUAAUAAUAGCUGGUUCAUGAACCAACGCAUUAAGCUUUUGAUAUGUCAAACCGAAUAGCUGCUUUUAUGUUUUUCUCAAUUCUGCUCCAGUAAGGAAUUAUGGUGAUUGUAUUAACUUUAUUUACUCAGUAAUAAGAAGAGUCCUGUGACAACAAAUCCAUACAGGCUUUGAUGGGAUUCGAACCCAUGACCUUUGCCAAUGAGGAUGAAUUAUGACUAGAUAGACCAUCGAGCUUGCCCAGUAGCCUGAUGGAACGGGCAAAUAUUGCUCAUGUCAUUGAUUAUUGCUGAUCUCAGUUGCACCUUUUUAGCAUUUUAUUUUAAUAAAGCACAGUUUAAAAUA